AUGGCGCCCAAGGGGGAGAAGAAGCCCGCGGAGAAGAAGCCCGCGGCGUCGGACAAGGCGGCGGAGGAGAAGGAGAAGAAGGGUUCCGGUGCGGCGGAGAAGGCCCCCGCGGCGGAGAAGAAGCCGAAGGCGGGGAAGCGGCUCCCGUCGAAGGAGGGGGGAGGCGCGGGUGCGGGUUCCGGCGACAAGAAGAAGAAGAAGAAGGCGAAGAAGGGGAGCGAGACGUACAAGAUCUACAUCUUCAAGGUGCUCAAGCAGGUCCACCCCGACAUCGGCAUCUCCAGCAAGGCCAUGAGCAUCAUGAACUCCUUCAUCAACGACAUCUUCGAGAAGCUCGCUCAGGAGGCCUCCCGCCUCGCCCGCUACAACAAGAAGCCCACCAUCACCUCCCGCGAGAUCCAGACCUCGGUCCGCCUCGUCCUCCCCGGCGAGCUCGCCAAGCACGCCGUCUCCGAGGGCACCAAGGCCGUCACCAAGUUCACCAGCUCUUAGGGUUAGGGUUUGAUGGGGAUCUUCUCGAUCCGAUGAUGGGGAUGAUAUCUAGGGUUUCCUUUUUUUCUUUUUUCCCUUUUUCUUAGGGCUUUGGGUGAUGAUUGUGUAAUUGGAUGGUUUGAUGGAUGAGUGGGUAUGAUGUAAUACAUGGGUAGUUUUUCCUAUGUGAAGAAUAUAGAAGUAGACGGUGUAUCAUCAAGUGUUCUUAUUGUAAUUGCUGAGUUUACCUCUUUUGGUUUGUGAUUGAAAUUGAAAGGGGGUGAUUUCAAGGUUUAUACUUGGUACGCCGAUGGAUCAGUCAUGUUUUAAUUCUCUGUUUUGUUAUUUUUUUGAGGGAUUUGAUGAUGAAUUACCAUUAAUUAA
Ananas comosus (pineapple) is the source of this 855-nucleotide messenger RNA. Its product is annotated as histone H2B.11-like. The transcript has a single exon. Gene Ontology annotation, cellular component: nucleosome. The coding region runs from base 1 to 492 and encodes 163 amino acids. Lineage: Eukaryota; Viridiplantae; Streptophyta; Magnoliopsida; Poales; Bromeliaceae. Gene Ontology annotation, molecular function: structural constituent of chromatin; protein heterodimerization activity; DNA binding. The record is from RefSeq and is a predicted model, not a curated record. Gene Ontology annotation, biological process: nucleosome assembly.